GGUGACAACAGUGACAACACAGCCCACGUGACAGCGGUUCUUUCCAUUUCCGCAGAGAAAGAGAGAUGUUGAAAACAGCCAAGAGCCAUUCCAGUCUAGAAUGAAUAAGACGGUCGCACACUGAAUAGAAAGAAGAAAACCAUGAAGCGACGAAGCCAACAACACAUGUCAGAGCAACCUCUUGUUCUGUGAAGAGUGAAACAACGAGACCACGCCCACCGGAUAACUUUGGACCAAUCAUCGCGCUGAGUGACGAUUCGCAGCUGCGCAUGCGUCCUGCAGCCGCGCGGGAGAGACCGAAAUCCCAAACAAGGAGAAAUGACAGAGUGAGCUUCUUACUUUGGCUCUGAGGCAGUUUUACACCACAAAGGAGCUGAAGUCCAAGUGGAUACUGAUUCUGCAGUGGCAACAUGGCAGAUGACUUCAGCGAAUCCCUUACCCCACCAGUCUCUCCCUUUAAAUCAGACAGUCUGUGUGAGCUGACUCCAGCCCAUCCGCCCUGCUUCUGCUGCUCCGACAUAAAGGACGACCCCACAGGAGCACUCUCCACUGAGGGGUACACUGCUAGAGGCUCCCUGAAACGGCUGCUCUUACGUCUUGACCCUGCCCCUGCUGAGUAUGAGGCGGACACUGUAGAGAUCUUUGGCUUCCCCUGGGUAACAGAAACAGCACUGGUAGAAUCUACAAAACUGCUCUUUGGUCUUUUAAGACAAAAGGUUUAUAGGCUGGAGACCUUGGUGCAGUCCAGCUCAAGUGACUUUGGUCAAGCAGGCAACCUCCAUUAUGAAGCAGAAGACCUUAGACAACAGUGUGUUUCAUUUCUUCAGUAUGUUAAAGUUUUCCUGCACAGAUACCUGGAGCCUUUUAACGCCAUGGAUACAGGUCAGGCACACUCCUAUGAGGAGCUGGAGGCUCAGCUCCCCUCUGCUGUUCUGGAGGAGCUGUUUGGCAUCACUCUCCUAAUAGGAAGACUCAAAGACCUGCCUGCCAACAUUCAGAGUGCCUUCACUAUAUCCAAUCAGGGGAAGAUUUUCCCCCCCUCUUGGCACUUGUUACACCUUCAUCUUGACAUCCACUGGUCUGUCUUGGAGAUCCUUCACAUACUCGGCCAUAAGAUGCAAGGCCAAGUUGUGUACGCCCACCAGUUUGUGAACCUUACAGGAGAGAACCUGACUGAUACCAGUCUGUUUGAAGAGCACCUGUGCGGUCUGCUGUGUGACCUAACUGGUCUGGCCAUAGGCAAAUACAGCAAGGUGAGGCCUACAGUGGCACUGGGCAGCCAUCACUUCCUCUGCUCCUGCACCAAAGAGCUCUGGGUCCUCCUCAUGCAUCUCUUGGAACAAAGGAAAAAAGUGUUACACACACAGUCGUUCUGGAACUACAUGAACUCUCUGUUGAGGCCGCUGGUUUCAGGGAAGCAAGCCGCAGAGCAGUUCACUGGCCUCCCCACGCACUGCAAGGAUCCUCUAGGAUUUACAUGGUGGCUGGUCACACAUUUAGCAAUGUUGGGGCAGUACAGCCGCAAUGGCACCCUGCAGAAGGAGAAUCAUCUGGGGGACAAUUGGACUUUGGUGGAGGAACUGCUCAAGUUAACCUGCAACACUAAGGGGGGUCUAGCAGAGGAACAGAUCAGGAUGCAUGUCCACUGCUGUCUCAGCCUGAGUCUGCUGUGGGAACCGAGCACCAGUGCUGUCUCCACCCUCUGGGACUACUACAGCAGGAAUCUGAAUUCCUCAUUCACUGUACCCUGGCUCGGGAUAUCCGGUGUUGGCACACUGUACAAGUCACCCCUGGCUUUGUUGGAGCAGGCCCGCUGCUGCUGCCAUCCCUCUGACCUUCACUCCUCGGGACACACCCAGCUCUACUGCUCGGCUAACUCCUUCCACAUCUUCCUCAGAGUGCUCGCCCUGUGCCUGGCCCAGGACAGGGCUGGUGGUGUCGCUCAAAGACAAAUCAAAGGAAGGAUUUAUUCCAAGUUCUCCUCAAAAAAGAUGCAAGACCUGUCAGAGGCCGGCCUCAUGAACUUCCUGCUGCUGUUCCUGGUGGUGGCACGGCAGGUAGAGCUCGAGGAUGUAGCCAGCAGAGCCUCUGAGCUACUGGGUUUCCUUCCCUCUAACUGCCCCCCAGGGCACCGCACCCUGGUCUGGAGGGGACAACUAUCACUGCUGCUGUUGUUUCAGGAGAGAGGUCUGGAUGUGGGUGCUCAGGCCAGUUGGCUGGCCUCCUCCUUCAAUGAGACAGCCAAAGAGUUCUACAAUAAGACCACGGAGGUCUCUCGAAGACUUGCUCUCUGGGGGCCCCUCGGCUCCUACCUGGAGGGUGUAGCAGAAGUUUUCGAGAUGAGCACCAGUCUCGGCCUAUCAGAAGAGAAGCUGCUCAAUGAAGGGUUUGAUUGGUUGUUACCCGCUUGCCGUCUGUCAGAGCUGAAUUCUGCCCUGGGCUUUCUGCAGAUCAUCCUCGCCCAGCUCAGACGGGUCCAUCAGCGCGGUGUCCAGUCAGCAUCCACAUCGGCUUGGGCUCCCGGUAACACCAGUGUGGUGAAAGAGCGCCACCUAGCGGUAGCAGCAAAACUCUGGGCGCACUUCUUUCCUUUCCUGCGCAGCCUACGCCUCUCUCAGACCCCUCCAGCACAGCUGGCAGAUGCUGCUGCAGGCUUCACCCUGUUAGCCUUUGAUCUGCCCAGCUCUGCACCCCAGGAUCUUCAGCCUAACCCAGUCCAGUCCAUCAUGCAAUGCUUUGGUUGGGAUGACAUGGUCCACCCACUUCUGGUGACCCGCUACCUUGCCCAUCUACUUCAAAACAGUGAGCUUCUGGCUUCAAUGAGCAGUAAUUCUGCUGUUGUGGCUGGUUCUGCACAAAGCCUUUCAGUGAGGGCCUGGUUCCGCUGUGUGAUACAGCAGCACCUUCACAAGAACCAAGACGGGUCCGACAGCAAAACAGGCCAGGCUUUGGAGGAACAGCUGAGUGAACUGACUCGACUGGUGCUGAGACUUCCUGAGGUGGACGGUCUAAUACAGAGAGCAGGCCUGCAGCCCUCAGCCACUAGGCAACAACCCUCUUUAGUCCUGGAGAUGUUUGUCAAGGCUGUGGGCAGUGUAUACAGUGGACUGCAAGUUUUGUCUGAGCGUUCAGCCAUGGUGACCAGAGCCCUGGACUAUAUUGGUGACAUCCUGAAACACAUCAAACCCUCUAUAGUCAGCAAGAACCAAGAGGGACUGCACCUGGCCUACUGGGCUGUAGGUUGCAUAGUGAGGCACUGGAGCCCCCUGCUGGCCACAUCUAAAGCUCAGCAGCUGCUAUUUCGCAUUGUGGAUGGACUGCUCCUUCCGCACAACCUCACACAACAGGACAAAGCCCUCAGGGACAGCCUGCCUCUAUAUCUACAGGGUCUGUCAGUUGCCUCCCGGGUGUCUCAGUCGCAGGGAACCUACCUGAAGCAGCAGCUUCGUUCUGUUAUUCGCAGAUAUCUGGACCAUUUCCUCCCCGCCUCACCUUCCGUGGGCAUCAUCGCCAACCACCCUGUGCUUCUGAGUGCCUGUGAGGCCAACCCAACCAGCCAGGGAGUGUCGCUGAGGAGAACAAUUCUGGAAGUGCUCUGUGAAAGCUUCCUGCAGUUUAAAGGUCAUGCCCCUCCGCCUCGGCUAGCGUCAGUCCUGAUGUUCCUCCUGGAGCUUCUGAGAAGAAACAGUGACUCCGACCCCGUCCUCCUCACUCUGCCCCUCCCCGCUCUGCUGCGCUGUGUGAUGCUUGUCAAUGAACCACAGGUGCGGAAGACGAGCACAGACGCCUUGCAGCUUGUAGUGGAGCGAUGUGCUGUGUCAUCCACAGACGGACCAUGUGACCAGAUGAUCGCUGUCCUACGGUCAUUCGUGGCUGAGAAUGAAGGAGUCUACGAUCGGCAGGCAUACAGCGUCCUUGAGACGGUGGCUGUUUUGGAUCCCUGUGUUGUUCAAGCUCUCAUCCCCAACCUGUCUCUAAGUCUAAGAAAUACUGAGCACAAGAGAGGGCUGGGCAAGAACAUUGCCUUGAGGAGUGCCUAUAGGAAGUUGCUGAGCCUUCUCGGGGAGUGUGGGCAGGCAGAGAUGACCAGUCUGGAGGCAGACUGAAAGUUAAAAAAUAUAUAUAAAUAGCUCCAAGACUUGUCGCCAGCUCCGAAAAUGACGUUACUCAUAAAAACCUUCUUUUUGAUGCCAAAUGUCUUCACUUGAUCUUCAGAAAAGGGUGUAACACUGCUUCCUAUGAAGGCAUCUAAGUGUUUCAUGCACUCCCUAAUGUUGAUAGUCCUCCGAUGUAGUAUACUAUGAAAACAUCAUGAGUUUAAGUAAAUGUGAAUUUUCAAAAAUGCUUAUUUUUUCUCAUCUGUUACCCUGAUAUGUCCCUUUGUAUACUGAAUAUCACAGGAUGUAUGUAUGUAUGUAUGUACUGUACAGAUAAUAAAAAGGGUGCAAUUUAGCAUCCAUUGUCAAUGAAAUAAAAUGUGACAAUACAUGUGAAAAGCUCA
Notolabrus celidotus (New Zealand spotty) is the source of this 4501-nucleotide messenger RNA. It is a transcript of the gene mms22l, whose product is annotated as MMS22-like, DNA repair protein. Lineage: Eukaryota; Metazoa; Chordata; Actinopteri; Labriformes; Labridae. Gene Ontology annotation, cellular component: nuclear replication fork. The record is from RefSeq and is a predicted model, not a curated record. Bases 411 to 4106 code for a protein of 1231 amino acids. The transcript has 26 exons. Gene Ontology annotation, biological process: replication fork processing; double-strand break repair via homologous recombination.